This is a messenger RNA of Psilocybe cubensis, 13854 nucleotides long. RefSeq lists its product as uncharacterized. Bases 1 to 13854 code for a protein of 4617 amino acids. The transcript has 13 exons. The record is from RefSeq and is a predicted model, not a curated record. NCBI's taxonomy places the organism in Eukaryota, Fungi, Basidiomycota, Agaricomycetes, Agaricales, Agrocybaceae.
AUGGGACCCAGAGCCCAGCAUGUGGACAUUCCAGAGAGGAUAUUGAGAGAAAAUGGACAAUACGGUGCUGAGAAAAAACCCUUGAGAGCUGUUAGUGUCACUGGAAGUUCCCUUGGGCCUGGAAGUGGUCGAACCAAGGAGCAGCUAAGCGAGCAAGGGUCGCACCGAUUUCUCCGGGAUUUCAAGGCACACGCGAUGCACUCGUUUUUGUCCAAAGUCUUCGGACGGAAGGAAAAGGACGCGGAAACUUCGCCCACGACUUUACGCCCCGGAGAACUGCUCGAUGGUAAAUUUGAAGCCAUCUCACCCAAUGUAUCACCCAGUGCUGCCAAUUUUCUUGAGUUAGAGGGAUCCAAGACCGAGGGAGAGAAUGGGAAGGAAAAGGAAAAGGAGAGGGACAAUCGAUUCUCCCUUUUCAAAGUCAAAUCGCGUCCGUCCCCCCCGCAAGUCUCGUACAAGGCCCCGAUACCUCUCCCCCAACUUUCGCUCGACUUUUCGACGUCGAAUGGAGAGCCUUCGUCGCGCACACUUGAAUCUUUCUUAUCGGUCGACCCCGACGCCAACAUCCUUCUGAGCGAUGCAAUUAUUGGACGACGUCGCUUAAAUCCUCUUGAGGCUCUUGUAUUGAUAAGGGCUUGUUCUCAAGCUAUUGUAGCUAGAGGCCUCGAAACACUGGGUGUAAUGCACCCUCAUUGGUAUUCCGCAUCCCCGGAAGUCCAACGCAGACUACUAUCCCAAUUCAUACAUUCUAUGGAACCGAAAACACCGCUAACCGCUAUCUCACUUACUCCCGCGCUAGUCUCGUCACCUUUUGAAUCCGAGAUCGAGUCUACCCGUUCACCCCAUGACGUCGCGGCCGUCCUCAGAUGGGGUCUCCGUCACCUCCAGCUGGAGGGCGACAGCUUUGGGACCGACGACGGCUGGUACAAGGCUUUCCUUGAUGCAGAAGCAGCCGCGGAGUACCCCCCUAAAGCCUUUUCAGAGAAGUUGGCUCCGGCCCUGCCAAAAGCGCAUCUCGAUCUCCUUGUUGCUACUUUGGAGAUAUUCUCCUCGCUUGCUGCACACUCCGAGGCCAACAGCACGUCUGGCAGCAAACUCUCGAAGAUUUUCGGUCUGUGGUUGUUAACCUCCAGACGCGUGGAGGACAAAGAUGACUGGAAAUCUUUCUAUGCCAGAUGGGAACGCAUGGGUCGAAUGCUCGAACAUUUGUUCUUAUCUCGAAUUCGCGAUGAAUCUACCGACCAACGCAUGCCCGUUCGUCUACUCGAACUUGUACGAAGAUACCCAUAUACCCAAGGACUCUCACCACCUACUACGGAUGUACAGUUUUUAUCCCCACCACACUUCACUACCCGACUCUACGACGCUCUUUACGUUCGCAUUGAAGUCGAACUAUCAUCUGAGAGGCGCAAGCCUAAGUUGAAGGUCCACCCUCUCAACAUUCUCGCCGACGCGUUUUCCACUAAAGUCGAAGGUGGAGAAUACGCCGAGCUAUGGGCGAAGAUUACAGCUGCGUCGAAGACAGGCAGCAACCCAUCGCCUCUCAGCAACAUCUUCGCCGACGAGACGAUCCGGUUCCUCUCCAUCGUCCCAGACAAAGGCUCGGAGAAAGCACAGGAGGCGAAAUCGCCCGUGUUUAGUCUGCUCUCGCCGUCUCUUGCGCGCGGACACUCAGCGUCUGUGGGCGAGACCGACAGACCUGUGUCGUCCCCGUCUCGCGGCUACUCCUUCUCUGUUGGCGAGCAGAGCAGGCCGUCGCAUCAGCAUAGCAAGUCCGCCACGGAGCCCCCAGCCACGUCUGCUAUUGGCAGUGACUGGGUGCAGUUCUCAGCGUCUGGUUUCCUCGACUCGACGCCUGCAAUGGCCCCGCUCGUGUCGACGCUAUUCGACACGGAUCUGGAGAAGACUACUCCAGUCACCACGACGCUCUCGAGGAAGUCGAGCAAGCGCGGCAAAGCCGUUUCGAGGAAGAGCGUCGACUUUUCGGCCGAACCUGUGCCACCCGUCUCACCCCCGCCGCCUGCAGACCCUGUCAAGAAGGAGGCGACCGCCAUCGUCCGCGCUACCAAGCUCGAAGUCAUCGAGCUUGACGAAGCGUUCAUCGAUUUCUGGAGCGACUCGCUGCUCGAUCCUAUCACAGCGACAUGGCCGACCUUUAUCAUCUGCAAGUUCAAGUCGACCCUCGUUCCGCAGCUUCUGUACGGCCCCGUUCAAGAGGGCGGCAAGCAGAAGACGCUCAAGUGGCUUGUUCUUGAACAGGCAUUCACUGUGCGGCCCGCGCCACCACCAUCGCCGUCAGCUGUCCCGCGCCCGGAAUCUGCGCGCCCCGUCUCCCCUGCGCUCUCGACGUCGGGCAGAAACCGCUUCAGCUUCUGGAGCAUGUCGCGCACUGCAUCGAGCUCGUCACAGUCGUCGCAGAAAGGCAAGAAGAAGGAGAGAGCGCUGAAUGUUGGCGAGAUGGGCGAGCUUAUCGAGGAGCCCGCCGAGCAGGCUAAGCAGGAGGUUGUGCAGCUGAAGGCUGCGCCGUCCAAGUCCAAGUCGUCCAAAGCGGAGAAGGCGCAGAAGCCUAUCGAGAAACCUGUCGAGGCCGCGAAGCAGCCUGCUGAUACGACCGACACGCCAGACCUCGAGACGGCUGCUAUUGCGGCUGGAGCAGCGAUUACAGCUGCAAUCGCUGGAGCUGCUGCUGCUAAAGCUGCUGCUCCUGCCGCUGAGGUUCCGGAGCCAGCUGUCGAAACUCAGGCAGAGACACCAGCGCCAGCUGUUGAGGAACCUGCCACCGUCAGCGAGACUCCUGCUGCCGUUGCAGAAUCCGAAGCACCAGCACCAGCUGUUGAGGAGCCUGCACCAGUCAGCGAGACUCCUGCUGCAGUUGCAGAAUCCGCAGCACCAGCUGCAGAAGUCUCUCCUCCUGUCACUGAGGCUCCUGCUAUCUCUGAACCCGAAGUUCUUGCAACGGAAGUCGAGGCCCCUGUUCUUGAAGCACCCGUUGAAGCUAAACAUGAAGCUGCAGUUGAAGAGAUCCAAGCCCCCGUCUCCAAACUGCUACCUUCGACGGAUGUGUCCUCUGUGUCCGAGGCUCAGGAAACAACUGUGGAACCAGAACUCACUUCUACGGAACCUCAAGCCCCCGUUGUCGAAGAAGUGCUUACACAGGAUGCAUCGACUGACGAUAAUGCAACUGUAACUGAAGUUCCGGUUUCUGAAUCUCAAGUUGCAGUUGCUGAAGCUCCAUCGGCGGUGGCUACUGCUGAAGCGGACGAAUCUGUACCAGAGCCUCAAGUUCCAACAGCUGAAGCUAUUGCUCCUGCUGUAAACGCUGACCUUGUCGUGCCCGAAGCUCAAGAUGAAUUCGUUGUCGUCGAGCCCGGACCGCCAGUCAUCACAGACGUGGAAACAGAUGUUCCGCUUCUUGAACAAGUCUCUGAAGAGCAUGCCAGUGCAAUUGUCGAGUCUGUGCCGCCGCCUGCUACUGCGGCCGAAGAACCUGUUGUCACAGCUCCUACCGUUGUGGACAAACCUGCCGUUGAGGAACCUGUGGAAGAACACCCUGCCGAGGUUGCAGAGGUAGUGGUUGAAUCAAACGAACUCGAAUCGCCCGUUGUUGAAGCGCCCGCCGCUGUUGACGAAUUGCCAUCUACGACAACUGAAACCGCUGCCGUCAUUGACGAAGUCGCCACGUCGAAUGUUGAAGAAUUUGCGCCUGUUGAGGCAGCAGAUCUUACCGAGGCGCCAACCUCGAUUACCGAAACUCCCUUAGUUGAUGUUGACGCCGCGCAGGAGAGCAUUGAGGAAGAACCAAGGGUUACGGACAAGGAGCAAGAAGUCACCGAACAAGCAUCGCCUGAACCCCCAGCUGUCGAGGAAGCACAGCCAGUCGUUGAGGAGGACGUUGUGGUGGGAGAAGAACCGGUUGUUGAGCGGGAGAUUGUUGAUGAACAUGCGGCAGUUCGUGCAGAGGAAGAAGCGAUUGUUGACGAGGUAAGUUCCGUUGCAGUAGAGGAGAAAUCUGCUGUUGUGGAGGACACACCUGUCGUCGAGGAGGAAGCGCCAGUUGUUGAGGGAACACCAGCCGUCGAGGAGAAAACACUGGCGGUUGAGGAAGUACCAGUGGUCGAGGAAUCACCAGUGGUCAAGGAGGAAGCACCAGUAGUCGUGGAGGAGGCGCCAGCAGUUGAGAAGGAACCAGACGUUAAGGAGGAAGAAACACCUGUAGUUGACGUUGAGGAAACACCGGCUGCUGUUGAGAAAGCACCAAUAAUCGAGGAAGCCGCAGUAGUCGAGGAAGCAUCAGUGGUCGAGGAAGCACAACUGGUCGAGGAGGCACCGGUCGUCGAAGAAGCGCCCGUCAUUUCUGUUGCAGUGGAGGAGAAAUCAGCUCUUGACGAGGUUGCACCAGUCAUCGAGGAAUCACCUGUUGUUGAGGAAACUCCGGCUGCCGGAGAGAAAGUACCAGUGAUUGAGGACUCACCAGUUGUUCUGGAGGAAACACCGGCCGUUGUGGAAAGAGAAACCCCUGUGGUUGAAGAAAUGGCGCCCGUCAUCGAGAAUAUUCCUAUCGUGGAGGCGCCACCAACACCAGUGAUUGAGGACCACAUCCAGGAUGCCGAGCCUCUUGCAACCCAUGCUGAGGAGCCUGUUGCGGAGCAUUCAGUUUCAGGCACUGAUGUAGAGGUACCAGAGGUUGUUCAAACGGUGGAUGUUCUAACACUGUCAACCGUUAUUCAAACUGCUGAGGAAGAUUCUGUAACCCUCGCUGACCCGUCUUCGGUUCCUGUCGAAAUCGGCACCUCAACUGUUUCUGAACAUGAACAGGAAUCUCAAUCAGUCACGUUGGAAGAAGCCAUCGCCGAGGCUCAAGCCGCACCCAUCGUUGAGCAAGCUAUAGCUCAGCAAAAUGAACCCGAGGCUACUCAAGCUCUUUCUGAGACCCCAUCUGCGGAGCCUGAUUCGUGGGUCACCAUCGACAAGAUCGCCUCUGAUACCGAACCCGAAGCUUCUGCAGAUUCCGAGCCGACAGAAGUCGUCAUUCCGGUUGAGGAGAUUGUUCCUUCUCAGGUUUUGAAUGCCAUUCCUCCGCUCGACGACGAACUCAAUGCAGAAGAGGCGGAGGUACUGGAGCAUGCAUCCUCCGAUAUUCUGGAGGAAUCAUCCUUCGAAGUCAAUCCCGCUGAUCACUCUGGAGAUGAAGUUCAGCCUGAUCACGUCGCAGAACACAAUCUCUUGGCUGAACCAGCCCCUGUACCGUCGGAAGUUGCAGUCGAUGUGACCGAUGAAACGCCCUCCCUGGAGGAACCGACUUCAAUUCAACUUGACCAAACCAGGGAGGAUGUUGUUUCCGAGCCUGUACAAGUGGAUGCUGUUGUCCCCGACGUUGAAGAUAAACAACAAGAGGUAUCGGAUGCCGAGAUUGCUGAAAAUAUUAAACCAAAUGUUGACGAUGUGCCCCCACUUCCAGUCGACAGCCAGUCUAUGUACUCCGCUGAGACACCAGUAACGGUGGCCAAGGAGUCGACCGUUGUUGCUGAUAUUUUAGUUUCCGAACCUCAAGCUUUAGAUGCUGAUGCUCCAACCCCUGCUCCUGUUGCUGAGGUUGGCGACCUCCCUUCAAAUGCAGAAAUUCCUCCUGCUGUCGAGGCGUCUUCUCCAGUCUCGGAAGCUGUCGAACCCGAAGUGCCAGCUACAGAUAUCCUAACCCCAGUUGCCGAAGUUUCGGAUGCUUCUAAACCUGAAAACCUGUCCCAGGUUCCAAUUUCUGAUGUUCCAGUUACAGCUGAACUUGAUGAUCAAGUGGAUAGAUCUCUAGCUACUGAAUAUAUCCCUGAAUCAGACCAACCCCCUGUUGCUGAACACCAGGACGAUGGGGUUGAAUUACAACCCUUCAAAGCGGAUUAUCAGGCUCCUAUCGUUGAGGCUCCUGCCGCGGAACCUGAGGUAUCAGUCACAAAAGCUUCAGUGCGAGCGUCAGUUACUGAAGCCAGUGUUUCUAUACAGCAGAUUGAACCUCCGGCUACCGAAAUAACACCUAUCGUUAAUGGCGAACUUCAGAAUGUUAGUGCCGUUGAGGAGACUAAAUCACAAGAUACCUCUGCGGUCGCCGAACCCCAAACACUCAUUGCGGAAGUUGAAUCACCAGCUGUCGAGGUGCACGAGCAAGUCUCUGAAGAACCUGUCGGCAACGUCGAAGAUCAAGAACCAAUCGCUGAAGCCGUGAUACCCCCCAUCGUAGCACUACACGAAUCUGUUGCUGCAGUGCCCAAAGAGCCUGUCGACGAGGCAGUUGCACAAGAACAUCUUACAGACGUUGUGGAGGGACAAGAUGAGGUCGAAACACCACAUGUUGAAGUACCCGCGGCCAAUGACGAAGCAACCUUGAAUACCGAAGAUGCAACACCAUUUGUGUCUGCAGGUAUUCUCGAAGCGCCAACUUCCGUUACCGAAACAUCCCCCGCUGUCAUCGAGUCAUCGCAGACACAUGUUGAGGUAUCACAAGUUACUGAGAAGGAGCAACAAAUUGCCAAAGACGAAUCACCAUUCGUGGAGGAAACGCCAGCUGUUGAUGUGGAUGAACUGAGCGCCGAGGAGGACGUUGCUGCUGUCGAGCAGGAAGAUAUCGAGCCAGCUCGUGUGGAGGAACAAUUGGACCACACUUUGCAUUUCGAAAAGGGCGAGCCAGUUGUCGAGGAGGAAACACCUAUUGUCGAAGGGAAAAUAUCUGUUGCUGAGGAUGAAAAUGUUGUUGUCGAGGAGAAAAGCCUGGCCACCGAGCAAGCGACGAUUGUGGUUGAUAAGAAAGAGGCUGCAGUGGAAGACGAGGUACCUGUCGUCGUGGAAUUAUCUUCGAUAUCAAUUAUUGACGACUAUAUACAGGAUAAUGAAGCACUUACUACUGAUGUCUCAGAGCCAGUUGCUGAUAGUCAAUUCAAAGACGCCACUCAUGACGAUCAGCUAUCAGCCGUGGAGGUUUCAGCGCCAACUUUGGAGGCACCAGUAAACAAUGCUACAGCUAGUGAAGAAUUCCCGCCUCAAGGCAUAGCGGCUGAUAGUGGUGCCGCUGCCGAGGAACCUGCUACUUCUGAUCUCAUUGUUCCUCAGGAUAAUGCUGUGGAGGCCAUUGCUGAUACUCCAAAUGUUGAAGACAUUUUAGGAAGUGAUUCUGCUGAAAUUACUGAAUCAAAUGUCGACCUUCCAACUAUCGCUAAAGUGUCUCCUGUGGAGGAUUCACAGGCUUCGGAGGUUGUCCAAAAUGUCCAUUCCAAAGGCAAUGUAACUGAAGCUCAUGUUGCUCCGAUCGCGGAGUCCGACCUGGUUGUCGAUGUCGUCCAGUCAGAAGAAUUUGCAACUCCUGUUGCGAAAGUCACUCCAUUCCCUGGGCCGUCAGCGGAAUAUAUAUCGAAGGAGGCUUCAGGUCCUACAGAAGACUUUCCAACAGUCAUAGAGACGUCACCCAUCGAAGAGACCUUGUUGAUUGAAAAGACUUCGCCGAUUGAGCAGGAAAAUCCUGUUAUCGAGGGCAUGCCAGCCAUCGAGGAGAGUUCUGGCGUGGAGGAGACUCUGGUCACUGAAGAAACUCCCGCCGUUAAUGAUACACAUGCCAUUGAGGAGAUACCUGCUGUUGAGGAAGCCAUUGAAAAGGCACCAGCUGUUGAGGAAACAUUUGCCAUCGAGGAGGCACCGGCCGUUGACUUGGAGGAGAUGCCAUUGGAUACGACAAUAGCCAUUGAAGAGACGCCAGCUAUCGAGAAGGCACCUGCCUUCGAGGAGACUCCCAUCCUUGAAGAAAAUCCUGCCGUCUUGGAUACACCUGCUGUUGAGGGCAGUCCUGCAGUUGAUGAGUUAUCUUCCUAUGCUGAUACGCCAGCUGUUGAGGACUGCCCGGUUGUCUCGGAUACGCCUCCUGUUGAAGACACUCCUACUAUUGCAGAAACGCCUUUCGCUCCUGUUGUUGAGGACAUUCCUACCGUCGUGGAUACGCCCUCUGUUGCGGAAACUGCUGUUGUUGAGGAUACGCCUGCUGAAGAGGAGACACCUGCGGAAAAGGAGACAGCUGCCAUUGUGGAGACACCUACCGUCGCUGAUACACCUUCUGUUGAGGGCAUUCCGCCUGCUGUGGAGGAGACGCAUAUUGUUGAGGAUGCGCCCGCUGUUGAAGAAACACCUGCAGUUGAGGAGGCGUCUACCGUCGAGGAGAUUCUUGUUGCUGAGGAGACGCCUACUGUUGAGGACGCACCUGCUAUUGAAGACACCCCUGCCAAUACGCCUGCUGUUGAGGAGAUACCUGUAGUUGAGGAGAUAUCUGCUGCUCUGGAUACGCCUGGAGUUGAGGAUACGCCUGGAGUUAAGGAGACACCUGUGGUUGAGGACAUCCCUGCCAUUGAGGAGGCCUCUACAGUCGAGGAGACUUCUGAUGUUAAGGAGAGAGCUACCCUCGAGGAGAUUCCUGCUAUUGAGACACCUGCAGUUGAAGAGACACUUGCUGUUGAGGAGACACCUACUGUUGAGGAGACUCAUGUUGUUGAGGAGACCCUUGCAAUUGAGGAGACUCCUGCUGUUAAGGAUGUAUCUACCGUUGAGGAGACUCCUGUUUCUGGGCUUGCUAUUGAGGAAACAACUGCCGCCUCGGAUACGCCACCUGCUGUUGAUGAUACACCUGCUGUUGAUGAUAGGCAUGGAGUUGAGGAUACGCCUGCACUUGAAGAGACACCUGCAGUUAAGGAAAUUCUUGCCGUUGAGGAGACUUCUACCGUCGAGGAGAUAUCUGCCGCCACCGAUACGCCCGUAAUCGAGGAAACGCCUGCAGUCGAGGAGACCUUUACCAUCGAGGAGACCUCUGCCGUCGAAGAGACAUUUGCCAUUGAGGAGAAGCCUGCUGUCGAGCAAACUCCUGCAGUUGAGGAGAAGUCUGCAGUCGAGGAGAUGCCUGCUGUCGAGGAGACAAAUGUCGUUGAGGAAACGCCUGCAGUCCAGGAGACACCUGCCGUUGAGGAGACACCCGCCGUUGAGGAGACACCCGCCGUUGAGGAGACAUCUGUCAUUGAGGAGGAGCCUGUUAUCGAGGAGACACCUGCAGUUGAGGAGAAGUCGGUUGAGGAGACACCUGCAGUUGAGGAGACACCCACAGUGGAGGAGACAUCCGCCAUUGAGGAGACACCUGCAGUUGAGGAGACACCCACAGUGGAGGAGACAUCUGCCAUUGAGGACACACCCGCCGUUGAGGAGACACCCGCCGUUGAGGAGACACCCGCCGUUGAGGAGACACCCGCCGUUGAGGAGACAUCUGCCAUUGAGGAGGAGCCUGCUAUCGAGGAGACACCUGCAGUUGAGGAGAAGUCUGCAGUCGAGGAGAUGCCUGCAGUUGAGGAGAAGUCUGCAGUCGAGGAGAUGCCUGCUGUCGAGGAGACAAAUGCCGUUGAGGAAACGCCUGCAGUCCAGGAGACACCUGCCGUGGAGGAGACAUCCACCGAGGAGGAAAUAUCCGCUGUUGAGGAGACAUCUGCCAUUGAGGAGAAGCCUGUUAUCGAGGAGACACCUGCAGUUGAGGAGAAGUCUGCAGUCGAGGAGACACCCGCAGUGGAGGAGACACCCGCCGUGGAGGAGACAACCGCUGUUGAGGAGACAUCUGCCAUUGAGGAGGAACCUGCUAUCGAGGAGACACCUACAGUUGAGGAGAAGUCUGCAGUCGAGGAGAUGCCUGCAGUCGAGGAGACAAUUGCCGUUGAGGAAACGCCUGUAGUCCAGGAGACACCUGCCGUGGAAGAGACAUCUGCCGCGUCGGAUACGCAUGUUGCUGAGGAGUCAUUUACUGUCGAGGGGACCCCUCCUGUUGAGGAGAUAUCUACCGUCGAGGAGACUCUUGUUACUGAGGAGACGCCUGCUGUUGAGGACGCACCGACUCCUGCUGUUGAGGAGGCAAAGACAAUUGCUGUUGAAGAAACCUCUGCAGUCCAUGAGAGACCUGCCGUUGAGGAAACACCUGCAGAGGACAUUCCUGUAGUUGAAGAGACACUUGACGUUGAGGAGACAUCUGCCGCCUCGGAUACGCCUGCUGCUGAGGAGACGUCUGUUGUGGAGGAAACACCUACUGUUGAGGAGACGCCUGUUGUUCUAGAGAUGCCUGCUGUUCUGGAGAUGCCUGCUGUUGAGGACACCGCUGCUGUUGAGGAGACGCCCGCCAUUGAGGAGACACUUACCGUUCAGGAGACACCUGCCGUCUUGGAUAUGCCACCUACUGUUGAGGACACUCCUACCGUCUCAGAUACGCAUGUUGUUGAGGAGGCCCCUGCCGUGAAAGAGGUAUUUGUCACCUCGGAUAUGCCUGCUGUUGAGGACACUGCUGUAGUCUCGGAUCCUCCUGCUGUUGAAGAGACUCCCGUCAUCGCGCAAACGAUAGCUGUUGAUGAGAGCUCUACUAUUGAGGACAUGCCUGCUGCCGUCGAAGAGACUCCUGUCGUCUCGGAUAUGUCUGCGGUUGAGUACACUCCUGCCAUUGAGGAGACGCCUGCUACCGAGGAGACAACAGUUAUCGGGGAGACACCAUUGGUUGAGACGCUAGCCAAGGAAACUCCUGCCAUUGGAGAACUGUUAGUUGUUGAGGAGGCGCCAGGUGCUGAAACUCUAGCCAAUGAGGAGACGCCACCCAUCGAGGAGCCUCCUGCCAAUGAAGAUUCCACUGUCGCUGAAGAUACCUCUGCCGUCCACAAAACUGUUGACAAAACUCUUGUUUUUGAGGAUACUCCUGCUGUCGGUGAGCAGCAUGUCAUCGAGCAAGCUGUUGAUAAUACGCCUAUUGGUGAAGGAAAUGUUCUUGAGGUCACUCCCGCUCUCGAAGAAAAGUCUGCCGUCGAAGAAACAUCUGGCAUCGAUGAAGCCAAUGAGGAGACCCUAGCCGUCGAGGAAACUCCUGUCAUUGAGGAGAUUGGUAUCGUUGAGUGCAAACCAGUGUUGGAGACACCAGUCAUCACAGAAGCCAGUGAAGGCACGCCUGUCGUUGAACAGAUUGAGGAGUCGAAAGGUCCUGUAGAGAACACCCCGGAAACAGCCGAGCUCCCUGCUCACCAAGAACAAGAACAAAGCGAUGAUGUCGUGAAUGACCCUACUCUCAACCUGCUGCCCGUGGAUCCAGUAGAAGCCACACAAGAUGCUUCUCUUUUUGUUGAACAAAAUCUCACAGACUCAGAUAAUCCUCCUACAGAAGCGAUUGCUCGAGAUGCUCAGCCCUCUGAAGGACAAGCAGAAAUUCUCAAUAUUGUGUCCAGUGUGCCCACAACAGAAUCCAUCAUUGUUCCGGAAGAUUCACGCACAGAAGCAUUGGUCGAUCUCCCCCCUGUACCACUCGUUGAUGUGAACGUGGUCCCAGUCGUCCCCGACGACUCAACUCACACUACCAUCCUCAUCGAGGAUGCUCCUAUCAAUGAGCUCCCGAUAGUACACGAAGAAAGUUCGUCCCUUUAUGAUCACGAGAGUCAUCUAGUCCAAGAUCCUACCAUUCUUUCUGGGUCAACUCCUGCCCCACAUGUCGCCUUGAGUAUAUCUGAGCCGGACUUGAAGGAUGCUGUGGAGAACUCUAGAGAGCGUAUCGAUGAUGUACGUGAAGAUGAGCAGGCCGUAUCAACAGCUGAGGUGGUUAAUAUUGGUGAAGAAAAAUCUGUAGGCGACAAUACCUUGAACGAGGAAGGAAGUUCCCCCGCCGCUGCAGAAACACCCCUUGAGAAAGCAGACGAAUCUCUUGUAGCUACUGACACGUCGACAACCGACGUUACGCCUCCAAGCGCUGAAAUUGUUGUCGAAGCUCCCGCCACAGUCGAAUCCAGUCAUGAGGUCAAGCCUGCGCAUGCAAAUGCGCUAGAUGAUACGGUCGUCGAUAGCGAGUCGAAUCCGGCUGCUCAAGCCUUCGAAGUCCAAACAUCAGCUCCUCCUGUGAUUGAAGAAGUGUCACUCAUAUCUGAAGUUGACCAGGUUGUAUCAACUGCCGACAUCGACGUUGCUAAUUCUCCCGCAGAGGUUUCAGACGUGGUGACAUCACAUUCAGUGGAAAGAACUAUUGAACACACUCCUGAGCCUCCUGCUCCUGCUGUCGAACCAGCCGUUCCUGACCCUGUGGCGGAAGAAACUGUUGCUGAGGAACCCGUUCCUGUUGUCCUUGAAGAAUCUGACGACACCUCGCCUGCUGUUCAACCAGAGACUCCAUCUUUCGCUGGAACUCUCCCUCAACCCUCCACGCUCGAUGAACUUAAUGAGUCAACUGUUCAAUCGACGGAUGCUACAUCUAACACUGACACGGGCGUUUCAACUAUCGAUGUCCCUCCAGUAAUCUCGGAGCCCAUAUCCGAAUCAUCCCUGCCUCAGAAUGACAUUGCCGAAAUCAUUCCCACUGUUGAGGAAUCAGCAACAUCCGAUCUUGGCACCGAACCUUUAGUUUCUGUGCAAGAACCUUCAUCGUCUGAAUUAGCAGCUGACGAGCUUACUCCACCCGCCACCCAGGAAUCAGCAAUGACCGAAACCGAGGAACAUCAUUCCCUUGAUCGUGUUGAGAAUGUGUCCUCUGAACCUGAAGCCAGUGCUGAAUCUUCUACGCAUUUGAUUGCUGUCGCGGAACCCGUUCAGUCGACUGAAGUUCCCACACUCAGCACUGUAGAUUCAGCUCCCGUUAACAUCGAUGCUGUAGCACCCGAAGAACCUGCAGCACAAGAAGUUCUUUCGACAGAGGCCCUCACCGUUGCUUCUGACAACCAGCACGACCAGGAAAAUAUUGAAACAGAGAAUUUGACACCCGCUGUUGAACCCAAAACGCUUGUUUCUGAAAGCUUGGCGUCUGAGCCAGUUACCAAUGGAUCUCCUGCCAUUGUCUCUGAGUCUUCGGAACCGUCUCCCGAAACUGAGCAAGCUGUUGUCGAAGCAUCAAUACCCUCUGAGUCUGUCCCAGAGCCAACUAUGUCUCUUCCCGUCGCCAGCGAGGCCACUUCUUCAUCUGAGGUGGUAGCAUCUUCCUCAGCUGGAGAACCAGCUAAAGAGGAAUUUGCUGAUGUUGAUGCCAUUUUAUCAACGCCCGAAAGCGCCGUAGAACCGGCUGUUGUCGAACCGGCUGGCGAAUCUGCCGCUGUCGAACCGGCUGUCAAAUCUGCCGCUGUCGAAUCUGCCACUGUCGAACCUGCCGCUACUGACCCUCUCGUCGAAGCCAGCAUUGAGGUGCCUGAAGCCUUGAAGGUUGAGGAUGAUGUCGAAGAAGCUGACAUUACCAUCAACUCCACACCAGCUGAAGACCCGGCGGCUAUCGAAACUGAACAAGUGCCUGUGAUUUCGAUCAUAGCUGCAGAGCCUGCCUUCUUCGACGAAGAUUCACUUGAUCCCACUUCUCCAGAGGAACUCGAAGAUCUUGUUAGCCCCAUCACAGAUGUUUCGACCAUGGAUCCCGACGCAUCUUUCGCCACGAGUGGUCCGUUCGCUCUCGAGUCUGUCAUUUCAUCCAUUGGAGAAGACGAAGAGGAUCUUGCGCUGGAAGUUGACUCGAAGGUAUCGGAAGCAGAAGAGGAGGUACUCAACGGCAAUGGUAAUGGCCACCAUUUGGAGUUGCAAUCCAGUGUUUCAGACCUUGUAGAAGAUCAUGAUGAUCUCUCGCCUGUUGAGAAUGCUGCUGAGGCGGAUGAAUCUGGUAAUGGCAAAGUCCAUGUUGAUGCUCAACCAUCAAUUAUCGAAGUUCCUUCUGCUGGACCCGAAACCACUGUGGUUGUGAUUGAUGGCGAACAACAUGCAGAGAAAGUCGAUCUGUCCGCUCAACAUGAACCCAAAGAAGGUCAUGCAGAUGCUGCUGAGGCCACCGACCUGAUUGUUGCUUCGUCUACCUCCACUGAAGUCUAA